AUGGUGAAACACCAGAGCAGUCAGUCCGGGGAGAGGCCGUACGCGUGCAGCGAGUGCGGGGAGGCCUUCAUCCACAGCUCGCACGUGGCCCGGCACCAGCGCACCCACCACGGGGAGAAGCCCUACGUCUGCCCAGAGUGUGGCCGCGCCUUCAGCCAGAGCUUCAACCUUGUCCGGCACCAGCGCACUCACACGGGAGAGAAGCCGUACGGAUGUGCUGAGUGCGGCAAGUCCUUUGGUCAGCGGUCAGAUGCCGCCAAGCACCAGAGGACACACACGGGUGAGAGGCCGUACGCGUGCAGCGAGUGCGGGAAGGCCUUCCUGCACAGCUCCAAUGUGGCCCGGCACCAGCGCACCCACCGUGGGGAGAGCCCCUACGAAUGUCAAGAGUGCGGCCAGGCCUUCAGCCAGAGCUCCAACCUCCUGCAGCACCGGCGAGUGCACACGGGCGAGAAGCCCUACGCCUGCCCGGAGUGCGGCCGCGCCUUCAGCCGGAGCUCCUUCCUCAGUGAGCACCGGCGCAUCCACACCGGGGAGAAGCCGUACGCCUGCGGGGAGUGUGGCCGCGCCUUCAGAGCCCUGUCAGGCUUCUUCCGGCACCGGCGGGUCCACACGGGGGAGAAGCCUUUCCACUGCACCAAGUGCGGCCGUGCCUUCCGCCUGAGCUCACACCUGAUCCAGCACCAGCACGUCCAUGGCACAGACUGAGCCUGCAAACGGGCCAGGAUGCGGUGGGUGCGGCACCCGUGAAACUCUGGCUGCGCCUGGAGGGCUGUGUCCCUCAUCCCGCCUGCAUGAGGAGGAUGAGGGAACAGCCCAGCGCUUUA
This is a messenger RNA of Lontra canadensis (Northern American river otter), 827 nucleotides long. RefSeq names its product zinc finger protein 696 (gene ZNF696). Gene Ontology annotation, biological process: regulation of cytokine production; negative regulation of transcription by RNA polymerase II; regulation of immune system process. Bases 1 to 708 code for a protein of 235 amino acids. The record is from RefSeq and is a predicted model, not a curated record. NCBI's taxonomy places the organism in Eukaryota, Metazoa, Chordata, Mammalia, Carnivora, Mustelidae. The transcript has a single exon.